AUGGACUCUGCAUCGCAACGAGGAACGCCAUCACCAACUGUAAAGUCAGAUCACAGCUCAGACCUUGAACAACAUGAGAUGAGCCAUCCUUUCGACCCGCAUGAAUGCCUGUUCUGCAACCAGGAGAGCGAAGACAUCGAUCAUAAUGUACAACACAUGUCGAAAGCGCAUGGUCUACGGAUUGAGAUGAAGGAUUUGUUAGUAGAGGUGGUCGAUCUGCUCGCCUACUGCCACCUCAUCAUCUCCGAGUGCUACGAGUGUCUGUAUUGUGGGACGCAACGCAACACUCACCAAGCUGCUCAGCAACACAUGAUGGCGAAGGGUCAUUGCAAGUACGAUCUUGAGGAUCCAGACUCUGAAUUCAGAGACUUCUAUGAACAUUCGUCCACAGCUUCUGCAUUGGAAGAGGAACGACAAGAAGGCGACCACCGAGACCAGCCUGCCAACUCUCAGAAGUUAGCAGAAAGAGCUCAAGGUCUGUCCCUUGCCGGAUCAAGAAGAAUGGCUCGACGACAGCGUCCAAACAGAUCAGAUCCCGACUCCGGACCACACAACAAUCGAGCUGAAAUAAGGAACGCCCAGAACCCACAGGCCGACACUUCUGACACAUCUACCACCUCUCCGGCAGACGCAGCUCCCUCAACCCCCCACAAUCAACUAAGCAACCGUGCCCUGAAAGCCGAACUCCGCGCCGACCACCAACUAUCCCAACUCCGCGACAGCGACCGCCGCAGCCUCGCCCAUCUUCCUUUAUCACAACAACGAGCACUCCUCGCCACCCAACACAAUCAGAUGGUGCAAGCACGAAAGGAGGAACAGACACAACGAGGUCGUCUGGAGAGUGCGGGAAAUAGUUUUGGACGGCUGGGGACGACGAGAUUGGUGAGGAUACCGCCGCAUUUGGGGCAUGUGCAGACUUUGAAGCGGUGA
Molecule: messenger RNA, 930 nt
Organism: Cyphellophora attinorum
Lineage: Eukaryota; Fungi; Ascomycota; Eurotiomycetes; Chaetothyriales; Cyphellophoraceae
Product: Cytoplasmic 60S subunit biogenesis factor REI1
Exons: 1
Coding region: 1-930 (309 amino acids)
Biological process (GO): ribosomal large subunit biogenesis
Cellular component (GO): preribosome, large subunit precursor
Source: RefSeq, a predicted model, not a curated record